This is a messenger RNA of Malania oleifera, 1583 nucleotides long. Its product is annotated as thymidylate kinase. Lineage: Eukaryota; Viridiplantae; Streptophyta; Magnoliopsida; Santalales; Ximeniaceae. Gene Ontology annotation, molecular function: dTMP kinase activity; ATP binding. Gene Ontology annotation, biological process: dTTP biosynthetic process; dTDP biosynthetic process; dUDP biosynthetic process. The transcript has 9 exons. The record is from RefSeq and is a predicted model, not a curated record. Gene Ontology annotation, cellular component: mitochondrion; cytoplasm; cytosol. The coding region runs from base 513 to 1280 and encodes 255 amino acids.
AAUAGGGCAAUACAUAUUUGUCAUUCUCCCUUAUUUGCACAUCUCACGAGUCAUGGCCAGUCCAGUACCCUCUGCGUCCCUGUUGUCGAAUCCUCCUCAAACUGCGCCAUCGCCGCCGCCGACUUCAACCUUUACCCUGCCGCUUCUCUGCUAAGCCUUUCACUCUCUGAUUUUCGUGUUUCAUUCGGUGGCGAGUAGUCCACACCCAACCAAAAAAAAAAAAAAAAACAGGUGACGGGUAGCACACACGUGACGCGUUGCCAUGUGCCCGUAAUUUCCUGCGAAGGAUCACUCUGUGAUGACGUGGAUUUUAUUGAGUUUUUUGUCUUGGGAUUAUGUUGUCUGUACUUCACGAAGAAGAUUGAAAGCAAGGUCUUUGGAUCAAUUUCCCCUCCUAAUGUUCCUCCCUCUUUUGGAAUGGUGGCUACGAAGACUAACGGGAGACUUUCGAUGCUUGAAGUCUAGAAACUUCACUCCUUCCACGGAUUACAGAUUAUAGGUGUGGAAGGGACAUGACACAUGCCUGCCAUUUCACACUUUUUAAGGCUUUAAAUCUUGGAGUUGUCACAGGACACAAGUCAUUGAAAUUUUGCUUGAAUUUCUCACGCAAGUGCGCAAUUGGGCAAGUUAAAAUGGAAAAAGGUUACACUAGCAAUGCAAGAGGUGCGUUGAUUGUUUUAGAGGGCUUGGAUCGUAGUGGAAAGACUUCACAAUCAAGAAAAAUGCAAUCGUACUUGGAGGAACGAGGGUUUCCAGUUGAAUCAUGGCGGUUUCCAGACAGAAAUACAAGUGUUGGGCAAAUGAUAUCUGCCUAUCUUACCAAUAAGUCGCAGCUGGAUGAUCAUACAAUCCAUCUUCUUUUCAGUGCAAAUCGGUGGGAGAAGAGAUCACUUAUGGAGACAAAGCUGCGGACUGGAACCACGCUUAUUGUUGACCGUUAUUCUUUUUCUGGGGUUGCAUUCUCAGCUGCCAAAGGACUAGAUAUUGAAUGGUGUAAGGCACCUGAGAUGGGGUUGCUAGCUCCAGAUCUGGUAGUUUACCUUGACAUAUCUCCGGAGAAAGCUGCAGAAAGAGGAGGCUAUGGAGGUGAGAGAUAUGAGCAGCUUGAGUUUCAGCAGAAAGUUGCCCAACAUUAUCAGAUCCUCCGAGAUGGCUCCUGGAAGAUUAUAGAUGCUUCCCUGCCCAUGGAAGAUGUUGAGAAACAGUUGAAGGAGGUUGUAUUGGAUUGCGUCACCACAUGCUGUAGAGGGAAAUCACUUGCACAGCUCUGGUCCCAUUAAUUCUCCCUCCCACCCUUGUGUAUUGCAGCAAAUUCGCGAGGGUAUGUCUAAACUUAAGAAUUUUCUGUGUGCAGUGUGGUUUAAAGUUAUUGACUCAGUUUCAUACCUUGUUUUAAUCCAAGAUCAGAAUCCUUCAACCAUGUAAUAUUUUUUAUGCAACAAAAUUUUUUACUGAUGAAACAGUAUAUUACUUUUUAUUUUAUUUUUAUUUUUAUUUUUUAUAAAUAGAUGAUCGGUUUUGGCUACAGACAGAUUGUUUGUGAGGCUAGAAUGAAAUUCAAUUCUAUUGUAAAUUCCUGCCAA